AUGGUUGUCGUGUCGUCGAAACCAUCAACCGAAUCUGCAAGGAAACCGAGCCAUCCACCAAAYCGAAGACGGGUGGUCGUGACAGGGAUGGGUGUCGAGACCCCAAUUGGUCGGAAUCCGGAUGAAUAUUACAAUAAUCUACUUGAAGGUGUCAGUGGAAUUAGUGAAAUUGAAGGCUUUGAUUGUUCCAACUAUCCAACUAGAAUAGCUGCUGAAAUAAAAACUUUCUCGCCCGAUGGAUUUGUCGCACCAAAGCUCUCCAAGAGGCUCGACAAGUUCACGCUCUACAUACUAGCCGUCGGCAAGAAAGCACUGGCCGAUGGUGGCUUAACCGCAAGUCAAAUGGAGGAGAUGGAUAAGUCCAGAUGCGGAGUUCUGAUCGGAUCCGGUUUGGGUGGUAUGAAGAUUUUCAGUGAUUCUGUAGAGACYAUGUACACGAUAUCGUAUAAGAAGUUGAAUCCUUUCUGUGUACCCUCUACAUUUACUAAUAUUGGAUCAUCAUUGCUAGCCAUGGAUCUGGGUUGGAUGGGUCCGACUUAUUCCAUAUCUACAGCUUGUGCCACCAGCAAUUUUUGUAUCUUAAAUGCCACAAAUCACAUCAUCGAUGGCGAUGCGGAUAUGAUGCUUUGUGGUGGCUCGGAAGCUCCUAUAUUACCACUAGGAGUUGCGGGUUUUGUAGCGUGCAGAGCUCUAAGCGAGAGGAACGACGAUCCUACCAAGGCUUCRCGCCCAUGGGAUUCGGGACGUGACGGAUUCGUUAUGGGAGAAGGUGCCGGAGUUCUGUUGUUGGAAGAACUCGAGCAUGCUAAGAAAAGAGGCGCUAACAUCUACGCGGAAGUUUUGGGUGGAAGCUUCACUUCGGAUGCUUAUCAUCCSACAAAACCUCACCCCGAAGGUACCGGGGCCAUAUUAUGCAUGGAGAAGGCCUUAUCUCAAUCAGGGGUGACCAGGGAAGAUGUGAACUACAUAAAUGCACAUGCUACAUCAACACCAGCUGGGGACAUCAAAGAAUUCCAAGCCAUUGUUCAUUGUUUUGGCAAGAACCAAGAGUUGAAGGUGAAUUCUACAAAAUCAAUGAUCGGUCACCUUCUAGGAGCAGCGGGUGCGGUGGAAGCCAUUGCAACCAUACAGGCGAUACAGACAGGUUGGGUACACCCAAAUAUGAAUCUUGACAAUCCAGACAAAGAUGUGGACAUGAAUGUGCUGGUGGGGCAAAAGAAAGAAAGACUGGAUGUCAAAGUGGCGAUGUCGAAUUCUUUUGGGUUUGGGGGUCACAACUCAACGAUAUUAUUUGCACCUUUUCGGUAGAUGGUGCAGAAAGCAUCAAACUUUAUCGAU
Molecule: messenger RNA, 1338 nt
Organism: Cynara cardunculus var. scolymus (artichoke)
Lineage: Eukaryota; Viridiplantae; Streptophyta; Magnoliopsida; Asterales; Asteraceae
Product: 3-oxoacyl-[acyl-carrier-protein] synthase II, chloroplastic-like
Exons: 12
Coding region: 1-1308 (435 amino acids)
Biological process (GO): fatty acid biosynthetic process
Cellular component (GO): chloroplast stroma
Molecular function (GO): 3-oxoacyl-[acyl-carrier-protein] synthase activity
Source: RefSeq, a predicted model, not a curated record